AUGUACUGGCUUGAUGGUAGGGAUAUGAUUCUGCCUCAGGGCGGUGAGGAAUACUGGGAGACACCUGAAUGCAAUGAGGUGAUAGAGAAGGCUCACAAUGUGAUAGGAGUCCUUGCUGACAAUCUCAAGGCUUCUGUUGUUUUGGGUGAUCGCAUGCGGUGGUGGAUUUCUGCAUGUGAAUAUAUCGACACUGUCAUUGGGAUUGUGCCUUGCAUGGCUUUGUGGAGUUAUAGGGACAAGGGUGUUGGGUAUAACACAUGUAAAGAUAUGUUUGAGUGGCUGGACGCCAUUUACGCUGAGUGGACUUCUAUUCCUAUGGUCCGCUUGUAUGAGCUUGCAUGUGAGCACUAUCUGAAGUCCCUUCCAACAGAUCUCAUUGUCCCUCUUGUCAUAUCCCGGAAUCCCGACCCCGCACACUCCCACCACACCACACCUUCCUAA
Cantharellus anzutake is the source of this 441-nucleotide messenger RNA. RefSeq lists its product as uncharacterized. The coding region runs from base 1 to 441 and encodes 146 amino acids. Lineage: Eukaryota; Fungi; Basidiomycota; Agaricomycetes; Cantharellales; Hydnaceae. The transcript has a single exon. The record is from RefSeq and is a predicted model, not a curated record.